AUAUACGGAUUUUUGUACAGAAAAUGUAAAAUCUAUUGUUAAAAACAAAAAAAAAAAAAAAAGAAGAAAGAAAGAAAAAAAAAAAGAAAAAAAGUACGGAGUAUAAUCUACUUUCCCUCUCCUAUUCCUAAUUGAACUCGUGAAGACGUAAACCCCCAAUUUCUCAAUCAAUUAAGCUUCUUAUCAACCAAACUCAAAACCCCCCAAAAUUUCCCUAAAAAUCCCUAAAAAUUUCCCCAAAAAUCUUCAUCAUCUUCCUUGAAGAUGGAGGAAUCAGAGAAGAGAAGAGAAAGACUAAGAGCAAUGCGAUUAGAAGCAACAACUGAUGCUGUUCCAUCAUCUUUCCCUCAACAAACCCUAAAUUCAAUUUUACCAGCACCAUUACUCAAUAACGAAGAUUCCAACGCCGCCGCAGCAGCUGCUACUCCUCCACCGCGAUUUGAUUAUUACACCGAUCCAAUGGCCGCUUACUCCACCGACAAACGGCGGCCUUUCACUCCUAGACCACAUGUUUCGCCCUCUCCUCAAGGACCAAUGAAUCCUCAAAUGCAUCCUGGUGCCCCUCAAUUCCAACAUAAUGUUGCUCCUCGUCCGGGUAUGUAUCAAGGUGGAGAUCCCUAUUAUAACCCAGGCAGACCUGGUCCGACUUCAAGUCCAAUGGGGAUUAGGAGCCCAUACCCUAUGCACCAAGGUAGUCCAAACUUCGGUGCUGCACCUGGCAGGGGUCACUGGUUUAAUAAUAAUCCUAGUCCUGGUCCUCCUGGUACAUGUGGAGGUAGCCCUUAUCCUCCAUAUCAAGGUAGCCCUAAUUUUAGAUCUCCUCCUCGAGGAAGGGGUCACUGGUCCAGCAAUAGUCCCUGGCCUCCCAGCCCUGGUCCUGGACGUGGAGGUGGUCCUAGCCCUAACGUAGGAAGAGGGAGGGGUCGAUGGGAUGGCAGUAGGAUGAGUCCUAGUUCAGGAUAUUCUGGUGGAAGAGGAAGGGGAAGAAGCUACGAUUAUGGUCAAGCACGGUCUUUCUACAACAAGUCCAUGGUGGAGGACCCUUGGGCAUCAUUAACGCCUGUUAUUUGGCAAGGGGAGAAGGAGAAUGAGGUUAAAAGUUUCGCUAAUAACCGAGGUUAUUUUCAGAAAACUCAGACAUUUCAAAAAACUCCUUGUGCAAAAAAACCUCGGGUCUUUAAUUCUUUCGAUUCAUCCAACUCAAAAGAGAGUGGGAGCCUGGCUGAGUACUUAGCUGAAUCUUUUGAUGAAGCUGGUGAAGAAGCAGCAGCCACUAUAUUAUAAUGCUUUCUUAUUUUUUCAUUUACAGGGGUGUCUUGGUAGUUGAGUUUGGCUCCUCCUACUAGAUAGGAUUUGAUAAACUGUACUCGUACUGUAUUUUUCAGUAGAUUUUUUUAAAUUUUUUUUUAUAAAUAUACAGUAACAAUUAGCAUAAGCAAUGUACGAAAAUCUAAUGCAUUAACCAUUCAAAGUUAUUGGAAGAAUGCUGGCUAGUGGCAACAGUUAAUUAUCAAUGAUGGUUCUGAUCUCAUUGAUGAGUAAAUGAGUUGAAUGAUAAA
Molecule: messenger RNA, 1559 nt
Organism: Chenopodium quinoa (quinoa)
Lineage: Eukaryota; Viridiplantae; Streptophyta; Magnoliopsida; Caryophyllales; Amaranthaceae
Product: formin-like protein 20
Exons: 4
Coding region: 265-1284 (339 amino acids)
Biological process (GO): miRNA processing; mRNA splicing, via spliceosome
Source: RefSeq, a predicted model, not a curated record